AUGGGCUCAAUACUUUCACAUUUAAGUAAGGGAAAUGGAGUUGCAUCAAUGCCUGACUUAAACCUUGAUCUUGAAAAUGCUAUACCAACAGAAACAGAAUUAGCAUUAUAUCAACAUGUUUCGGCACUUUUGCAACCUACAGAUGUAUUAUUAGAUUCAUUAAGGCUAUAUGAAGGGUGUGGAGAUUUGAUUAAAAAAGCAAUAUCAAAUCCUACGCCUGAUAAUGAAGAAGAAGCAUGGCAAGCUAUACAACCUGCUGUUGCUAAAUUAAAGAAAUAUUUUGAAUAUUCUACUUUACUUGAUGCACUUCCAGAAUUAUUAAGCGCUUUAUGUGAUGGAAAUGCUUUAAAUAAUAUUGAACAACAACAAGCACUUACCAAGUUAUUAGCAAAUAUACUAGAUUUUGCUUUUGAAUUCGAUUCCUUGAAGGUGAGAACACCAUCAAUUCAAAAUGAUUUCUCUUAUUAUAGAAGAACACUUAGUAGAGGAAAACUUGUAAAUGAAGUUAGUAGAUCUAAAGACAGCUAUGAUUGA
This is a messenger RNA of Entrophospora sp. SA101, 534 nucleotides long. The record is from the annotation of a GenBank genome assembly. Lineage: Eukaryota; Fungi; Glomeromycota; Glomeromycetes; Entrophosporales; Entrophosporaceae.